CCAGACUGAACAAGUCCACGCCAGCAGUGCUCGACACAAACAGUAUUAUGGCUUAACACAGAGGAUUGGGACACUGGUUUGGACGCUUCCUUCUUUGGUUUGUCGACCACCACAUGCUGAAUGAGUCGUCAGUAUAUGCAUUGUAUCGUCACGUGACUAGGGUAAAUGCGUGGUCACGCGCUCGAAGUUCGGUAAGAAGAAGACAGUUUCAAGCGUCCAUCCAACAAGGACUGAUUAUCAAGGACUGAAUAACAUGGACAGACAGCAAACUCCCGAGAUUCUGGACUACCGGAAUGAAAAUGGUCAUGGGUGGUACUUCUACAUAAAUGACGGCGUCCUCCGGGAUGUUAGCACCAACCCUGAGGAUGAUAUGGAAAUGAUCCGAAAUGUUCAGAAGUUCGAGCUGAGGGACGAUGACGUCAUCAUAGCAGCAUAUCCCAAAUGUGGUACCCACUGGUUGUGGGAAAUCGUCACUAUGCUCAGGACCGGUAACUCCGAGUACCACAAGAAGAAGAAGGUGAUCGCCAUGUUAGGGAUGCCGAAGUUCGAGCGGGCAAAUGAACUUCACUCCCCGCGGGUUCUAAACUCACAUCUUUACUUCCGUCAUCUCCCGGAGAAACUGGCUGAGAAGCGAAUAAAGACAAUCUUCAUCAUGCGAAAUCCAAAAGAUGUCAGCGUAUCUUAUUAUCAUCAUGCCUGCGGACUCACACAGCAUAUUUGCUUUGACGGGACGUAUUCAGAAUAUCUGGAUCUGUUUUUGGAAGGAAAAGCUAGAGGUGGUGGUUAUGUCGACUACCUGAAGGAUUGGCAGAAAGUGAAACAGGACAACCCGGACUUGCCUAUCUUAACAUUGUUUUAUGAAAACUUGAAAAAGGAUCCUGUUAAAAACAUCAAAACGGUUGCCGACUUCAUCGGAGAGUCAGUCACUGAUGAGCUCUGUGAGCAAAUAGCGGAAGCGUGCAGCUUUAAGAAGAUGAAGGCUGCAGACACGGAAGUGAAGGAGGCUUUUGGUAAUUCGUCCGAUAUCUGGAAAGAAAGUCACAAAGGAAUGUACAGAAAAGGUGAAGUUGGUGAUUGGAAGAACUGGAUAACAGUUGCUCAAAACGAAAGAUUUGAUGACGUCAUAGACCGAACGUUUGAGGGAACAGGCAUUGUAUUCACGUAUGAAUAGCUGACGGAUUACAGGCUGAUCAUUUAAAUAUAUGGUGGAAACUAAAUACAAAAUAACAUUUAUAUGUAUCAAGCACAUAUCUAUGAAUAUUAAUGUGUAUGUUGCAUGUCAAUGUCAAACAGUGGACAUGUGUACGAACCUUUGUAUUGUUGACACUGACACCAUGGUAAGGUGUGGAGGAAUCAACCAGUGUUGUCACAAGAUGGGUGUGGAUGAGUGAGUGAGUUGUGUUUUAAAUAUAUUUUAUUGAAAUAUAUUGUCAAGGGACUUGACAAAAGUUAUCCAACAAAAUUAAUGUGGCCCUUCCCCUGAUACAUAUAUACAGAUUUUUAAAUAUAUGCAUUAUAUUACAUAGUGACAAACAGGGAUUCACAUACACACAAAAAGAAACGCACAGGUAGAUCUUUAGUAAAUUUAUUGUACCCAAUAAAGUCGAUAUAUUUAAUUUAAUAUCAUAGAUACAAAUAUGAAAUUUUGGAGCUCGAUAGUCACAUGUUGUCGUUUCACAAAGGCAUUGAAAACUGUUCAUUGUCAUGUGACAUAAGGCCACAAGAAUGCGCUGGACUCAAUAUCUCGUGUGACCGCCCCGGGCAGCAAUCACGGCUCAGCAUCUCCUCGGCGCUGACUGGGUAAGUGUACGAAUUGUCCUGUAGAAUUCUGCGCCAUUCUGCUUGUAGCGCGUUGGCCAGUUGUGGGAGUGUCUGCGGCGUGUUCUGACGUUGGCGUACAUGUCCAUCGAGUUCAUCCCAGAGGUUUUCGAUUUGGUUGAGAUCUGGAAAUCUCGACGGCCAGGGUAAAGCGUUGAUGUUGGCAUUAUGAAGGUAGUCUACCGUGACAUGAGCUGUGUGCGUUGGAGAAACUGUGGAAACAGCUUCCUCUGGCAGUCAAUGAUUGGAAGAAGUUGAGGUUGAAGAAUGUGAUUCAUGAAGCGAUUUGCUGUCAAAUGUCCCUGAACCACAACCAAGUCAGAUCUCGUGAUGUAGGAUAUGGCUCCCAACACCAUGACACUACCGCCACCGGAAUUGUCGAAUUCACUCACACAAUGUGGGACAAAACGCUCAUUUCGACGACGAUAAACACGUUGUCUUCCAUCUCGCCGGUAGAGAAGCAAUUGCAAUUCAUCGCUACAUCACACUUGUCUUCAGUUUCUCAAAUUCCAAGGCUGUAAGGUAUGGUACCAACGCAAGCGUCGCUGUCGAUAGAUCCGUUGGAAAACAGGGACGAUAACUGGUCUUCUGGGUCGGAUUACAGCCUCGCGAAGAUGGUUCCUGACAGUCUGGUCCGAUAUCUUCCUCAAACCAGGGAUGGGUCCUGCAGUCUCCGUAGCUGUGGCAUGGCGUAGGGGGAGCAGUCGAAUGUAGCGAUCCUGUACAUGUGCAGGGGUGGUGAUUCAUGGUCGGUCGGUUCUCGGACGGUCUGCAGUGGAAUUGAACUGUGUGUGUGGUCCCAAACGCGGCAAAUGGUUGACGUUGAAGUGGCGUGGAACAGAAGACUCCGAUUCCCCUCUUGGGAUACGUCGUAUGGCGAUGUUCCGCCCGGCAGCACGGAGUCUCGGCAUUUUCGAACUUGAAAAAUGAUGACAACUGAAUGACAAAUUAUUAUACCACGAGUUACGAAUGCCAUAACUCGCACGUGCAUUUUGCUUUACUGUUUUCCUCCAUGGCAUUUUUGAACAAGUGUGAAAACAAUGCCGUUUAAGACACUGCAAAUCGACAAAGGCUGAGUUUUGACGCACCGUUUGUCUAAUAUCAGGCCACCAAAAUUUUCCAAUAACAUAUCUCCAAUUUAUAUACCGGAUUUUUUGUGUCGUCAGUUUCAAUGAACCACAUACUACCUGUGCGUUUCUUUUUUAGUAUUAUAUUGCAUGUACAGUGACACUUAACACUGAGUGAGAUUUCUCAGUUCGCUAUACACGUCACUAAUUAGUGAUAGAUGGGGUUGUCGAUGAUCAGAUAUCAGUUCGCUGUAUCCGUUAGUUCGCUGUAGAGUGUUCGUUAUAUACGUAAAUUUUAUAUGAUAUUAUAUUGGAGAUAAAUCGGGGAUUUUUUAACAGUUCGUUGUAUCCGUUUGUUCGCUAUAUCCGUGUUCGUUAUGUCCGUGUUCUACUGUAUUUAGAAAUGUUAUGGAAGGACAUUUUGUUACUGUUGAGCAUAUGUACACGAGAAAUAAAGUAUAUUUAUAAUAA
Molecule: messenger RNA, 3356 nt
Organism: Haliotis rufescens (red abalone)
Lineage: Eukaryota; Metazoa; Mollusca; Gastropoda; Lepetellida; Haliotidae
Product: sulfotransferase 1C2-like
Exons: 6
Coding region: 254-1171 (305 amino acids)
Biological process (GO): sulfation
Cellular component (GO): cytoplasm
Molecular function (GO): sulfotransferase activity
Source: RefSeq, a predicted model, not a curated record